AUCAUGGAUGGUCCAUGAACCGGUUUCUUCAAACCCUACCGCAUUUUCCAUCUCUUUUCUUUCUUCUUCCCUCAAUCGACACAGAAACUUUGUUCUUCUUUAAUCUUCAAAUCCAACCAAACCAAAUACAGAGAAGAGAACACAAGGCCUAACGAGAUGGGGACCUUGGGUAAGGCAAUCUACACCGUCGGAUUCUGGAUCCGCGAGACCGGCCAAGCCAUGGAUCGUCUCGGUUGUCGUCUUCAAGGAAAUUACUACUUCCAAGAACAGCUGUCGAGGCAUCGGACGCUUAUGAAUGUGUUUGAUAAAGCUCCUGUGGUUGAUAAGGAGGCUUUUGUUGCACCCAGUGCCUCUGUAAUCGGCGAUGUUAGGGUGGGACGUGGCUCCUCCAUUUGGUAUGGUUGCGUUUUGAGAGGCGAUGUUAACAGUAUCAGUAUAGGGUCUGGGACCAAUAUACAAGACAAUGCCCUUGUUCAUGUUGCAAAAUCUAAUUUGAGUGGAAAGGUGUUGCCAACUAUCAUCGGAGAUAACGUUACAGUAGGUCACAGUGCUGUUUUACAUGGGUGUACUGUGGAGGAUGAGGCUUUUGUUGGUAUGGGUGCAACCUUACUUGAUGGAACUCUUGUUGAGAAACAUGCCAUGGUUGCUGCUGGAGCCCUUGUAAGGCAGAAUACAAAAAUUCCUUACGGAGAGGUAUGGGGAGGUAACCCUGCAAAGUUUUUGAGGAAGCUAACCGAAGAAGAGAUAGCCUUCAUCUCCCAGUCAGCUGUAAAUUAUACCAACUUGGCACAGGUUCAUGCAGCUGAAAAUGCAAAGGGCUUUGAGGAGAUAGAGUUUGAGAAGGUGCUCCGUAAGAAGUUUGCACGCCGCGAUGAGGACUAUGAUUCAAUGCUUGGCGUUGUUCGUGAAACCCCUCCCGAGCUUAUCCUUCCCGAUAAUGUUCUUCCCGAUAAAGUAGCCAAAGCUCCUUAAACGUGUGUGUUCAUAUUGCCCUAUUUGAUACCUACCUCUUUUCAGUUGGUAUCCAUGGGUGUUUUGUUAUGCCCAGAUGUAUGGAGAACAUCUACCUUUUUAUUAGUUUCCAAUAAUUUUCGGGGUGGAAUGAAGUGUCACGGUCAAUCGUGGUGUGUGCAUUUCUGGCUUAAGGCUCUUCAAUCGCCCUGUCUGAUUGAUCGGAAACUUCAAUUUUUUUCCUUUUGCUUGUUGAGAAGAAAACAGAAAAAGAAAAUUAAAAAAACUGCAGUAGCGGAACACAUUGAGAUGAUUUAAAUCAUCUGGGACUGUCUGAUUGGUUCGUAGACUAGAUCACAAUUGCUUUGCAUCUAAUAAAAAGUUAUCAAAUCAGGUAACUGGAUCUUGCUAUUG
Molecule: messenger RNA, 1365 nt
Organism: Cannabis sativa
Lineage: Eukaryota; Viridiplantae; Streptophyta; Magnoliopsida; Rosales; Cannabaceae
Product: gamma carbonic anhydrase 1, mitochondrial
Exons: 5
Coding region: 157-972 (271 amino acids)
Source: RefSeq, a predicted model, not a curated record